CUCCGCUUACCUUUCUAAACCCAAUCGUUCGUUGACCCUGCCCGCGUCAAGAUUUUUUUUUGAAAAGCCUCACACUGCUCUCCAACAUCAAUAACCUUACUACAUUUCAGCCCCCAGAACUUGAGAUAAGAGCAAAGGGAAAGCACGUGUCACAAUGGUCCAGAAAAUCUACGUCACCUAUAACCAGAUCCACAAGCUCUGCCAGGAGGCGGCAGGGCAGAUCCUCAAUGAGUUCCAGCCGAACCUCAUGAUCGCUAUUGGCGGCGGAGGCUACGUCCCCGCGCGCAUCUUGCGAUCCUUCCUCAAGGCCCCCGGCCGACCCAACAUCCCCAUCCAAGCCAUCGGCCUCUCCCUCUACGAGCAACUCGGCACAGACGACGACGCGCAAGUCGAGCAGCCCGGCACAAAAGUCACGCGAACCCAAUGGCUCGAUCUGUCCUCGCUUGAAAUGGCCAACCUAAUCGGCAAAAACGUCCUCAUCGUCGACGAGGUAGACGACACGCGGACCACGCUCGAGUACGCCGUGCGCGAGCUGGAAAAGGACGUCGAGGCCGCCGUCACCAAGCUAGGCCGCCAGGGCGAGAAGACAAACUUCUCCAUCUUCGUCCUGCAUAACAAGGACAAGGCGAAGAAGGGCAUACUGCCCCAGGAAAUCCUCAAGGGCAGGUAUAGCGCUGCCAGGACCGUGGGCGAUGUCUGGAUUAAUUAUCCUUGGGAGGCUACCGAUAUUGACGAGCACGAUCGCCUGUCCAAGGAGCAGGAAUCCAAGUAAAAAAAAAGUCAACACCAGGCAGCAGCAGAAGAGGAAGGAGAAGGAAAAAGCAUGAUAUAACGGUAUUUUUUGAAGCAUUUGCGGGCAAGGAUAUAC
Messenger RNA from Cucurbitaria berberidis CBS 394.84, 868 nucleotides. RefSeq names its product hypoxanthine guanine phosphoribosyltransferase. The transcript is spliced from 4 exons. Bases 155 to 772 code for a protein of 205 amino acids. Gene Ontology annotation, biological process: IMP salvage; XMP salvage; hypoxanthine metabolic process. Lineage: Eukaryota; Fungi; Ascomycota; Dothideomycetes; Pleosporales; Cucurbitariaceae. Gene Ontology annotation, cellular component: cytoplasm. Gene Ontology annotation, molecular function: hypoxanthine phosphoribosyltransferase activity. The record is from RefSeq and is a predicted model, not a curated record.